GCGCUGAAGACGUCGGUUUUUCGCCCAUGCCUCCACCGUCGACUCGCUAACCCACUCUCCCUUGCACUCAACUACUAGUACUUAUGUCUUUUUUUGGCCGUCGUCGUUCCCGUCUACCCUCGGGCGCGAGCAGCUCGGGCACACCAGCGCCCUCUGAGAUCAAUCUCGAGACGAGCUUGAAACCAGGCCAAGCGUCGACGGACGCGGUCGAAAGCCUGUUCAAACCGGAUCCGAGCUCAAAGACGAUACGGAAACGGGUGACGGCGAUCACGAACAUCUUCACCAUCCGUCAAAAACGCGAGUCGGGUGCGUCGAACCUGCCCAACAUCCGUGCAUGGGGCUCGCUCAGCCGCUCGCCGUCCCCGCCGUCCCCCGACAUCCGACGGCCAAGCGGGCUUGGUCGUCGUGCGAGCAUCAUGACCGUGAACAGCACCAUGUCGACGCCGACGACGCCUUCGCUGCCUGUGCCACCCAGCGUCGACGGUCUGGGUCGUGCGGCGCGCCAUUUGAGCUCUCCGACCAUUGUGGUAUCAGAGCCUGUGGUAGCACCACGUCAACCCUCGCCGCCACUACCGCCGCUUCCUAGACUGCCCGCCAAGCCAUCCCGGAAGGCAAGUACACCGACCCCUUCUACGUCCACACCGUCCACCUCAACACCGUCUACGCCCACCCCUCCCGCCACAAACCCAUCCACUCCGACCACGUCCACUCCAACCCCAUCCACGCCUUCCACUCCUUCACGGCGAGCGACUAUCCCCUUUCGCUCUGUGUUCGCAUUCUUGCCGAAGCACGACCUUACGAGCCUCGCGAGAGUAUCGAAACAGUUCCGGACAGACUCACGUCAUGCACUCUAUCAUGCACUCGACCUGUCUGAUUGCGAUGACCAUCCUAUCGAUCAAUGCAUCACCCUUCUUGCGUCCAAGAAGGAAAUCGCCGACCUCGUCCAAUCCUUUGUCUGCCCUUCGUUCCCUACCCAUUCCCCGUCCUUCACUCUCGCCCUCACAAUGGCCUUCAACAACAUGCGCAAUCUCACCUCUGUCUCCCUGCCCCGCUUUCUCCCCGACGUUCUCCAGGGCGCGUCCUUCAGGCUGAAGAGCGUCACCCUCCGCCAGGACAGCAUGCCAGAUCCAGCGGCGUUCAUUUCCUGGCUAUCGUCCCAACCCGACAUCACCUCCCUGUCCUUUCCCUAUCUGACGUCUGCCGCCGACCUGUCAACGCUAUUCGCAAGCAGCCAGUGCGCUUCGAAUCUCACCAGAUUCGCCGGCCCACCGCCGCUCGCUGCUCGCGUAGCUCCGGGCAGGCCGCUAACAUCCAUUACGUUACAUGUCGAUUCCACGCUCUAUGAUGGUCUCCGUCCGGCUGCGCUCAUGUCCGCUUUGGCACAGUCGACGGUGUCGUUGACGAGUCUGUCGAUUAUAUCGUCGACGCCACAGGCGGUGGACGCACGUACGCUUGCAAAAUUGUUCUUGGCCGCUGGGUCGGGCUUGCCUCUGUUACAAGAACUUCAUAUUGGCUGGGUACUCGAAGAUCAGACGUUAUACAAACAAAUCCCAAGCAUCCUCCCACGCCUCCACUUCCUCCGCACACUCCGUCUCUCCCGACGCACACCCCGUCCUUUCCUCCUCCUCGACUCACGUCCAACGACCGCAGCCUCAUCCCAAGAAAUCGAUUCAUAUACCCUUCUGUUUCCUUCCCCACCGAGCAUGCCCGUCUCGCCCACGCUCAUGUCGCCCGUCUCGCCCGGGUUCGAUUCGUUUGAUCUUUUGCCGCCGCCGUCACCGCUUCCCACCACCGCCGACGGAUUGAGUGCGAACGGGAAUGGGUCGAACGGGAACGGGAGCGGUUCGUUGUUGAUGCCGGUGCAGAUUAGGACGCCGGUGCCGCAGGCGGCGAGGGAGUUGCAUGAGAAGGGACAUUUGAAGAGGUGGUGUGGGGCUUGUCCGUCACUUAGGGAUGUAUCGUUCUUGUCGGGCGCGAAGUGGAGGAUCGUGCCGCCUGGGGAAGGAGAAGGAGCGGCGCCUACGUUUGUUUGUAUGAAGAGUUAAGUGGGAUGUUGCCGUGCAGGGGAAGGGGAAGGGGAGUGGGUGGGGGAUGCCCACGAUCACUAAAAUAUCAUCAUGCACGCUUUGUAUUUCUUAUUUCUUAUUCUUUGUUUUUGUUUUAUAGGUCCCCGCUUUUCACUCUUCUUCAGCUUUAGACAUUCUAUUCGUCUGUCUGUCUGUCGAAAAAUACCCGUACAUCCAUCCACACCUCCACACCUACAUACAUCCCCUCCCAUCAUCUCUCAUCUCUCAUCUCGCGCAUCCUGAAUUCGGUCUCUGCUGCUCCCCGUCAUUCUCUAUCCUUAUCUCCAUCUCCAGUCUCCAGUAUCUCGCUCAGUACUAGCUCACCCGUCGACGCUCUUUGCCUUCUCCGUCUCCGUCUCCGUUUCGCUUCCACAUCUCUCUGAAUCUCAGCUCGAUUCUCGAUUCUUCGAUAACUUAUAUAUCCAGGUUAUCGGCAUAUUUACUCAGUCCCGCCUCGCAUGCUCAAGUCCUCAUCUGAUCUCAUCGAUUAUUCUAUUCAAGGUCUCUGUUCGUGUAAUACUUACCUGCCUCUUCUUUCUUGCUCGUUCUUUCUCUCUUCCCUUUUCGUUGUUUAUGAUGCUGUUUGUACAUAGCCUGCGGCUAGGUUUUUCUUUUUCUUCGGGUGGGUUGUGGGUUUGCUACAUAGGUUGUUCUUCUCGUGUCGGAUAAGUUGCUGGGUUGUUCAGAAUAGGUUUUGGUUGGUUUUCAGCGGUUCGUUUUCGUCUUUUUUCUGUUUAUGAGAUUAUAUGUUACGUGCUCGGCGUCGUGAUAUACAAUCG
Stereum hirsutum FP-91666 SS1 is the source of this 2845-nucleotide messenger RNA. RefSeq lists its product as uncharacterized. The coding region runs from base 84 to 2045 and encodes 653 amino acids. Lineage: Eukaryota; Fungi; Basidiomycota; Agaricomycetes; Russulales; Stereaceae. The record is from RefSeq and is a predicted model, not a curated record. The transcript is spliced from 2 exons.